AUGCCAAAAUUGUGUAUUAAAUCUAAAAACAAAUUAGAAAAUGCCAAGAAAACUUUUAUAGAUAAUCAUAUAUCAGAACACAAUAACAUGGUUGAUAUUAAUUUGUUUUUUGAAGAAAAUCAAGUUGAAGAAAUCAGAGGUUUAUCAACUAGCAAUUAUAUCUUACCAAGUGAGCCUAGAGAAAGUAUCAAUGAUUAUCAACCUCAGUAUAGUUUAUUAAUUAAUACUAUAGAAAAAACCUUAGUUAAUUAUAAUGAAUUUGAUAUAUCUGAUACGAAUUCAACUUAUGACAAUGAAAGCUUAUCUGAUAUCUUAGAUGUUGUAGAGAAUAGUGAUGAUAAAUCUGAUAUUUUGAAAGAAGCUUUGGAAACUGAUAUACUAGAAGAUAU
Molecule: messenger RNA, 389 nt
Organism: Dentiscutata heterogama
Lineage: Eukaryota; Fungi; Glomeromycota; Glomeromycetes; Diversisporales; Gigasporaceae
Source: the annotation of a GenBank genome assembly